CAGCAAAACCAACAAACACAACAACAACUAGCGCUACAGCAAUAUCAACAGGCACAACAACAAUAUCACCAAAUGCCGCCAACCCUAACUCGAAGAUUGAUGCAGAAUUUCGGAAACCGUCGAUCUUAUGGUCAGCAAAUGGUGUACCAAGAAGAUUUGGACAAAGCCCUUAAGGAGCUAGAAGAGAGGUUGAAAACAGGAAAGAGGCCCGUAUACAUGGAAGACUUACGAAACGCUUUAGAAGAUUUUGAGAAAAGAUAUAGAGAAAGACAAGAAUUUUAUGCUACGAGUACGCCAAGCCCAUGCGCUGAAGAAAGCAUUAUAAAGGAAGCUCUUAAGCCAGCUCUAAAAGAGGACCUUUGGAACUUUCUAAAACCGCAAAGUUCGUCCUGGAGUAAAAAGAGGCGUUCUAGUAAAUUUAAAACAAGACGGUCUAAAAAGUUAGACCUUGCUACUGAAAUGGUACAACAGGCGCUGCGAGAAGAAUUCCUAGAUAACUAUCGCCGAGAGGUCGACGAAGAUUUAUUUUCUUUAAUGGGAAAAGAUAAGGAUAAAAUUGUUGAACCCGCAACCGAAUCGGGAUCUGAGGAUGAGGGGGGAAUACCAAUCAAGAUUGAAAUACCGAAUCGCUACAAAUACAUGAUUUUAAAAACAGACAAAAAAAUAUAAAGUCGUUUUACUUCAUUUUCACCUGACUUUCU
Molecule: messenger RNA, 701 nt
Organism: Pectinophora gossypiella (pink bollworm)
Lineage: Eukaryota; Metazoa; Arthropoda; Insecta; Lepidoptera; Gelechiidae
Exons: 8
Coding region: 73-669 (198 amino acids)
Source: RefSeq, a predicted model, not a curated record